GGAGGAAUGGACUUAGACAUGGCGUUCGCCUCCUCUCCUCCUUCUAGAAUUUCACACCCACCGCAUUCUCUUUCUUCUCCAUCUUCAUUCCUAAGCAGACCCAGAAAGAAAAAGAGGAUAAAAAUUGUUUUUUUUUUUUUUUUUUUUUUUUUGAAGAACCUUGUUCUUCCUCUUUCUUUGUCAAAGAUUUGAGCAUAUAAUUCUAGUGGGAUAAUUUUAUGAUCUGGGAUUUGAUUGAAAUUCAUGGCAGAUCACCAUUGAAAUGUCUUGUCUACCGGAUUUCUUGAUCACAUGCUUUAUUGGCAGUUCAGUCUAUUCUGUUGGGGACCAUGAAUUCUAGGUGCUUCAUUGCUUGCUGGUUUGGAGGUCAGAAAAUCUGUGCUACACGUUAUUGUUGGAUAAUGAGUAUGUGUUCUGCUUUCUCUAUGCAGUCUCAUAAGGGAGUUAUAGUUGAAAUGUGGAUGCCAUUAGUGGAUACAUAAUGCUGGCCUUUCUGUAGAUACUAAAUUGCCGUUAUGAUGUAUGGGUUCUGAUUUUAGCUGCAAUGGUAGUCUAAGUUGGUAUCUAGACCCAUUUGGUCUUUUGCUUAAGUUCAAUCACACUGGUAGAAUUUAGGAAAGUGCUAAUACUGCUUUUGUUAGAUGAUAUAGAACAGAUGAACUUCUGAUAGGACAAUCGGGCAGGAUAUAGUGAAUUAUAUGGAAUUGGAAGUUGAAUAGAUUCACUUGGAACAAAAAAAAGGACAGAGAAAUUAUUCAGCUCAACAGGGUUUCAGACUGCAAAUUUGAGCCAUGGGCUUGCCACACCUUUCCUCUGCUGAUGAUACUUAUGAAGAUCCUUCAACAUUGUUGGGUUCGUUUUUGCAAAGCCCACCAGGAUUUGAUGGUGUGAGCUGCUGUGACUUGGAUGGAUUACAUGGAGGAGAUGUAAGCCGAACAGUAGGGCAUUCUCAGAGUUCUUCUUUAGGAGAUUUUCAGAUGAAAAAUGCUUUCAAUCGUUCCAGAUUUCCAGAGAAUUCCUUGAGAUUUGGAGGGGCAGUGGAUGCUACUUCCAAUGUUAAUCAACUGAUGACUGGCUCUAUAGAUAAUAUUGGACGAAUAACUCCUAAAAUUGGAAAGAAUAUCCAAGACCCUGCUUCUAGGAUCAUUGGCUUUGAAUCACGGGGAGCAAGUCCUUUAGAUAAUGGAUUUGAGAGAUUUUCUGUUGAUCAUCUUCACUCUUCCUCUGUUUCUAGCCUCACAGUAAAUCAAGAGCUGGUUGGGCCACUUGUUAGGAAAAGGUUAUUGUCACCUCUAAAAAGCAUGCUUUCUGCAGAAAAAUUUGAUGGGGAUAAUCUGGAUAUUGGCUGUCAUGCUUCUCAGCUGAGUUCCUCUUCUCUGACCAAUAAUUUAAAUAUGUUUGCAGCAGUCGACUAUAAGAAAGCAAAUUUUGGUAGCAAAAUCAAUUUCACUGCAUCAGCCUGGUCCUUAUCUAGUUGCUUGGAUAAAAGCGGUAUGCUAUGUAACAAUAGCACAACAGCAUCUGUUUUGCUUACUGAUGGCCCUCUGCUAGAAAACAAGGAUUCACAUACUAACAGUACCUUUCUAUACUCUCCUGCGCAUGAUCAUUUCAAAGAAUCAAGUGAAGGACGAUAUCGAAAUUGGGCAAUAUCCUUAUCCCCCAGAAAGGCCAUUUCACCUCUAUCAUUAUCUCCUCUAGGGCCUAAGUGCUCUGAAAGAAUAAAAACACCAGGAAGAUGCAAGGAUGUCAAGAGCCCCAUGGGAGAUUGCCGUUCAAAUUUGGAGAAAAUAGGACAGUCACUUGACAAACAUAACUCUGACAUCAUCUUUGCUCCAGAAGAAGCUGAUUUUGGAAUAACAAGCAGAUCGUUUGAAGAUAUUGGUAUCUUUCGCAGAGAGUUUUCUCCUCCUUCCCCUGAAGGUGCUGCUGACAGCUGGUCUUUGUUUCAAGAACCAGCUCCUUCCCAGAGCACAAGGUUCAUUAGAAGUUUAAGUGGCCUUCCUGUUCGUAGGUCCUUGGUUGGUUCAUUUGAGGAAUCGCUACUGUCUGGACGGUUCUUUUCUGGAAAGUUCACCCAGAGAAUAGAUGGUUUCCUAGCUGUGUUGAGCAUUACAGGAGGGAACUUUUCACCACAAGCACAGAAACUUCCUUUUUCAGUGACCAGUGUUGAUGGAGAUUGUUAUUUGCUAUAUUAUGCACCCAUAGAUCUUGCAGGAAAUUCAUCAACUAAGCUCAAAAGCCCAAAAUUGAAAAGAGGCGUAAGCAAUGAUGAUUCACAAACAGUCAGAAGCCGCCUUCGAAUUCCUAUGAAAGGGCGUGUUCAACUGGUCCUCAGCAAUCCAGAGAAAACCCCUCUCCACACCUUUCUUUGCAACUAUGAUUUGAGUGACAUGCCGGCUGGUACCAAAACAUUUUUGCGUCAGAAGGUAACUUUAGCCUCUUCUGGAACAACCUCAUCAGAGUUGAAGCAUAGACAUGUAGGUUUGGAUGGAAAAAUGAAAGACAAAAUGACCUCAGCAUCAGAGAGAAACCAUCCUGUAAAUACAGAUGCUUCUAUCAGCCAAAGUACUGAAGUCAAGGGGAUCGAAUGCCGUGAUAUGGUAGAUAUGAUAGACACCCAGAAUUUUCCCAAGCAAUCUCGGAGUGAGGGAAAGGCAAGUAUGGAUUCUUUUGUACUUGACAAUGGCUGCAGUAAUGGUAAUUGCAGGGGGACAAGUGAGGAGUGCACGGGGGUGGAUACAUGCGUUGGAAAUGACAGAAGAUCAACUCAUGGUUGUUUGAAGAUCAAUGAUAAUGCCCACGGUGGUGCUUUGCGUUAUGCACUCCAUCUACGUUUUCUUUGCCCCUCAAUGAAAAAGUCUUCUAGGUCAGUUCAGCGAUGUAGAUCUGAUCCUGGAUCUGUCCCACAAAAGACACAUUUAGAUGUGGGAGGAGAACGCAGGUUCUAUUUAUACAAUGACCUGAGAGUUGUGUUCCCUCAGCGACAUUCAGAUACUGAUGAGGGCAAGUUAAAUGUGGAAUAUCAUUUCCCAGAAGAUCCAAGAUAUUUUGAUAUCAGCAGCUGAAGUGUCUAAUUGACCUCAAUAGAUUGCCGACUCUGUACAUGCUUCACUUUAGUUGCUUCAUCUCAUCUUAAAAAUACUGCUAAUCUCUCAACUUGUAAAUACUUUUCUUCAAUAAAGUUUGAUGGGUUGAAGCUUGA
Manihot esculenta (cassava) is the source of this 3202-nucleotide messenger RNA. RefSeq lists its product as uncharacterized. The coding region runs from base 792 to 3065 and encodes 757 amino acids. Lineage: Eukaryota; Viridiplantae; Streptophyta; Magnoliopsida; Malpighiales; Euphorbiaceae. The record is from RefSeq and is a predicted model, not a curated record. The transcript is spliced from 6 exons.